AGUUAUUUGACAUAUGACAAUUGACAGUCGUCAAAAUUUGUGGAAAAAAAUUAUAAUUAUAAAAUUGUAAUUUUAAUUAUAAAAAGUGAUUAACUAAUCUCUUAACUGAACCUUACUUAGCAUUUAACUGAGAAAGUAAUAGUUUAAGUUUUUUGUUGUACGUUUUGCAUUUUGGCGCAAUUUUAACAAGUGAGGUUAUGUUUAUGUUUUUCCGGAAAUACUAAAAAAUGGCUCAUUCUUUGAGUAAAAGACAUAAAUUUUUUAUUCAGUUCAUGUUGACUAAUGGUUUAGUGACUGUAGAUAAGGCUUUGAAGUUUUUCAGUGAAAUUAGUCCAGAACAAAACCAAUUAAUUCAUUUAAAAUCGUUGAUAAUUGAAAUUAAUAGAGCAAUAGGCCUCCAGUAUUUUAAAAUAGCCACUUCAAUUUGUGAGGUAACAGGUGAAAAUGUCUUUAUCUGGAUAAAUACAAAAAAUGACGAGUUAAGUAAGCACCAACUAGGAUUUUCGCCAGUGGAAUUGGAAUAUUUCCAUGCCAUAAUGCAAGAAAUUAUCACUUCAGAGAAUCAUCAAGUGCUGUAUCCUCGCUGCAUUAACAUCACUUCAACUUUAGUGGGAACUUUGUCUCGCGAAAGUGGCGAAAAAGCGCUAAUAAAGUGGAUCAAGGGAGGGUACUUUGUAAAAAAGCAACAGUUUGUCUAUUUGGGUGCUAGGACUAUUUUAGAAUUUACAACAUACUUGAGGACGAACACCGAGAACUGCACUUGCAGUUUGUGUUCAGAGUUGGUUUUUGUGGGUAAGAAUUGUGGGUCUUGUGAGAAUACUUUUCAUGCCUUCUGCAUUCAAAAAUAUCUCCAAAAUCAGUGUAGAUGUCCCUCUUGUAAAGCUGAUUGGGAAGAAGCAAAUACCAACACUAGCAUGGACGUAGAUUCUGAUGAAGGACCCAGCGAAAGGCCAGGAUCAAGCAGUUGAUUCUUAAGCCUAUUUUAUUAUAAAAAUGUGGGUUACAUUUAUGAAUUGUGUAGAAGCUUAUUAAAAGCGGCGUAAGAACUUUCCAAAUCAAAAAGUAAUUGUCUUAUUUGAGAAUCUGACAAUUCAUCUGACGCUUGCAUGUUGUUUAAGGUGUUGAGCCACUCUGUAACCUUUUCUUUCCCUUCAAAAUCAGACGGUAAAAUACUCAAUCUGUUCAUAGUGUCGACCAGAUCUCUCAAUUCUGGAUGCAAGUCAUCCAUCGCUUUUAUGUCUAAUCUCAACUUAUCCAUGAUGGUUAUAAACAACUAAAAAUAGUAUUUUAGGCAAGAUAAAAUAACAACAAAGACUUACAGAAACAAUAUCAGCAAUACAUUUACUUGUGUUACCCUUAUCGUCUUUGAUAGUAAUAGGUCUAUCCUCCUUUAUCCUUUCUAAAGCAGCUGGACAGUCCAACUAAAAUAACCCAAUUAGUUUAAU
This is a messenger RNA of Tribolium madens (black flour beetle), 1445 nucleotides long. RefSeq names its product non-structural maintenance of chromosomes element 1 homolog (gene Nse1). Gene Ontology annotation, biological process: double-strand break repair via homologous recombination; DNA damage tolerance. The coding region runs from base 228 to 968 and encodes 246 amino acids. Gene Ontology annotation, molecular function: ubiquitin-protein transferase activity. Gene Ontology annotation, cellular component: nucleus; Smc5-Smc6 complex. The transcript has 3 exons. NCBI's taxonomy places the organism in Eukaryota, Metazoa, Arthropoda, Insecta, Coleoptera, Tenebrionidae. The record is from RefSeq and is a predicted model, not a curated record.